GGUGCUGGUCAAGACAAACUUGGAAUAUAUGUCAAGUCGGUUGUGAAAGGAGGUGCAGCAGAUAUGGAUGGUCGUCUGGCUGCAGGGGAUCAGUUGCUCAGUGUAGAUGGUCGAAGUUUGGUGGGCCUGUCCCAGGAAAGGGCAGCAGAACUUAUGACUAGGACAGGUUCUGUAGUAACACUAGAAGUAGCAAAACAAGGAGCAAUUUACCAUGGUCUGGCAACCCUACUUAAUCAGCCAUCCCCAAUGAUGCAAAGAGUUUCUGACCGCCGUGGCUCAGGUAAACCCCGACCAAAGAGUGAAGGUUUUGAGCUGUAUAAUAACUCCACUCAAAAUGGGUCACCUGAGAGCCCUCAGCUGCCGUGGACGGAGUACAGUGAACCAAAGAAGCUGCCAGGGGAUGACAGAUUAAUGAAGAACAGAGCCGAUCAUCGCUCCAGUCCCAAUGUAGCAAAUCAGCCUCCAAGCCCUGGGGGAAAGAACGCUUAUGCAUCUGGAACCACCACCAAAAUAACCUCAGUCUCUACUGGAAAUCUUUGUACAGAGGAACAAACUCUGCCCCCACGACCUGAGGCUUAUCCCAUCCCAACACAGACCUAUACUAGAGAAUAUUUCACAUUUCCAGCUUCAAAGUCCCAGGAUCGAAUGGGUCCAACUCAGAGUCAGUGGCCAAAUUAUGAAGAAAAACCACAGGUCCAGGCAGAAAGUAAUCAUUCAAUCAAUACUACAAUGCAGCGUGUGGCUCGUUCCCAGGAAGAACUCCGAGAUAAAGUUUUCCAGCCAGAGAGGAAUCGUUUGGAAGUUGUUAUACGGAAGGAUGUAGAGUACAUUGAUCGGAAGUCAGACAGCGAUCAGUGGAUGAAUUCAUCUGUGGAUUCUAGCACAUCCAGCCAAGAACACCUGAACCAUUCAUCCAAACCAGUCUCGCCCGGUUCUUGCUUGAGUAAAAGUGGGCCUGGCCGUUGGAAAACGCCAGCUACUAGCCAGCCAACUCCAGUGGCCAUUUCCCAGCCCAUCAGAACAGAUCUUCCCCCUCCACCACCUCCCCCUCCAGUUCAUUAUGCAGCUGAAUUUGAUGAACUACAAAUGGAUUUGCCUCUGCCUCCCCCUCCUCCUACAAACCAGAUAGGAGCGCAAGCAUCAUCCCAGGUAGCCGCUGCUGAGCGUAAGAAAAGAGAAGAGCAUCAGAGGUGGUAUGAAAAGGAAAAGGCACGCUUGGAAGAGGAACGAGAAAGGAAACGUCGUGAGCAGGAGAGAAAACUGGGCCAAAUGCGUUCUCAGCCACUGAUUCCUGCUCAGCCUGUGGUUCCCCCCGUUUCCCUUCAACAAGUAAAAUCCGAAAAACCUUCAACUUUGCAGAGGUCUCAAGAUACGGUCAUUCGAGAAUUGCAGCCCCAGCAGCAGCCUCGGACUAUUGAGCGGCGAGACCUGCAGUACAUUACUAUCAGCAAGGAAGAACUGUCCUCCAGCGACAGCCUCUCUCCAGACCCCUGGAAACGGGAUGCUAAGGAGAAGCUGGAGAAGCAGCAACAGAUGCACAUCGUUGACAUGCUGAGUAAAGAGAUUCAGGAACUUCAGAACAAGCCCGAUCGUACAGCAGAGGAAAAUGACCGCCUCCGCAAACUUAUGCUCGAGUGGCAGUUCCAAAAGCGACUUCAGGAAUCCAAGCAAAAGGAUGAAGACGACGAUGAAGAGGAGGAUGAUGAUGUGGAUACUAUGCUCAUCAUGCAGCGACUGGAGGCGGAAAGAAGAGCAAGGCAGACUGCUGUGCCAGCAAUCUCUGUUCUAGAUUUGUUACAGGAUGAAGAACGCAGACGGCAGCAACAGCUGGAAGAAAUGCGCAAACGAGAAGCAGAAGACAGGGCCAGACAGGAAGAAGAGCGGCGACAGCAAGAGGAGGAGCGGACCAGAAGAGAGGCUGAAGAAAAGAGGCGACAGGAAGAGGAGUAUUACAAUCGCUUAGAGGCUGAAAGGCGCAGGCAGCACGAUGAAGCAGAACGAAGAUUGCUGGAACCUGACGAGCCUGGUCUGUACAGACCUCCGCUUCCACGGGAAUAUGAACUCCCAUCCCCAACCCCUUCAUCUAACGCUCCUCCUCCCCCACCUCAGCGAAACACCUCUUACCUCAAAACACAGGUCCUCUCCCCUGACACGAUUUAUACUGCCAAGUUUGUUGCAUACAAUGAUGAUGAUGAGGAGGAAGAUUCCAAUCUAGCAGGAAUAAAUUCAUACACUGGAUCUACAGGAGCAGCUGCUGGGGCCCAUGAAGUUUAUCGGGAUCCAAGAGAUAAAAGAUCUAAAAGUCAAGAUACAGAUUUACCCGGAGCACCAGAAAACUUGACGUUCAGGGAGCGCCAGCGACUUUUUUCACAGGGUCAAGAUGUAUCCAAUAAAGUAAAAGCUUCUAGGAAAUUAAUGGAGCUGGAAAAUGAGCUGAACACGAAGUAAGAUUAAAGCACCUUAUCCAGUGUAACUGAAGAUCUCUGAAUUGAGGGAUUGAGAUGGGGGGCACACUACUAAUGAACAGAAAAUGAAUGUUUUCUGAAAGAAGUGACUUUGAUUCCUCUAUAUCCAAGACUGUUAAUUAAGAUUUAGAGAUGUUGCAAUAGCAAGAAAACUGAUUACUUUGCCAGGAGCUUGUGAUUUAUACAAUGAAAGCACUGUACAAUUUUAAAGAUAUGAAUCACGUGAAGGUAACUUUUUUUUUCCUUUCUGUUUUGGGGGUUAAAUUCUUGUGCACCAGACCAAGUAGCACUUGUCAAAGAUAAGUUCUGUUUCCUGGUGUUUUACAGACAUACUUUUGUUUUAGCUGCUGAGCAGAAAGAGAGAGAAUAGUUUGAACUGCCUGAACUGAACUGUGCACUAGAAAUCAGUCUUUUAGGCUGUUUGAUGAGCCAAUAUCUGGGCCA
Apaloderma vittatum (bar-tailed trogon) is the source of this 2909-nucleotide messenger RNA. RefSeq names its product afadin-like. Gene Ontology annotation, biological process: regulation of protein localization. The record is from RefSeq and is a predicted model, not a curated record. The annotation marks the transcript as partial. Gene Ontology annotation, molecular function: cell adhesion molecule binding. NCBI's taxonomy places the organism in Eukaryota, Metazoa, Chordata, Aves, Trogoniformes, Trogonidae. The transcript is spliced from 12 exons. Gene Ontology annotation, cellular component: adherens junction.